Molecule: messenger RNA, 162 nt
Organism: Saprolegnia parasitica CBS 223.65
Lineage: Eukaryota; Oomycota; Saprolegniomycetes; Saprolegniales; Saprolegniaceae
Exons: 2
Coding region: 1-162 (53 amino acids)
Source: RefSeq, a predicted model, not a curated record
AUGCAAGGCGACAUCCGCGUCGGCCUCAUCUUCCACCACCUCAACGGCUACAUUGCGCUCGACUGGCACCACUUGACGUGCUGCGAGAACCCGUGGCAUCUCCCGACGCUCGAGGGCUUUGAACUCCUCAGCGACAAUGAGAAAACCGAAGUCGGGGCAUAA